AUGACAACUGAAGUAUCAAUCCCUUCAAUUCAUCCUCCUUCCCCUUCUGCCAAUGUUUUCAAGGAUCAAUGUCUUUUCAGCUUUCAAACUCCGGAAUUGCCUGGUGGAUUGAACGUUUGCCUCCAUUGCUAUCAAGGGUUUGCCCCACUAAUUCAAUCUGAAAAUUCGAACUACACUUUCGCCCACUAUUCAAUCACUGGACAUUCGCUUUAUUUAAAUAUCCAGAAGUUUUUCCAGAAAGAUGUUCAGGAAGAACAACUUCAAAAACGUUUGAAACUUGAUAAAGUGCAAAUCCUUCAAGAAAACGAGGAUGAUUACUACAAAUCCCAAUACCAAUUGUUGGAGGUCGACAAAGAUUCAUAUAUACCUUUGAGUAUUGUCCUGAACGCGACAGGUUAUGAAGUGUUGAAUUCUAACAUAUCGAAUAAUAUUAAAUCAACGAUUGCGGGAAUUUUAUCUGCCACUUCCAUGAGUUUGAAAAAUGAUAUUCAAUCAUGGGAGCAAGAAAUUAAGCCUUGCAGACACUCUGAAUCUCUUGCGAAAUUCAUUCCAGAAAACUAUUCUUUGGCAAAGCAUUGCAGCAGCUGUGAUGUUGAUGAGAAUUUAUGGCUUUGUUUGCAUUGUGGUAACAUUGGUUGCGGGCGUCAACAGUUUGGUGGUCUCAAAGGAAACUCACAUGCUUUGGCUCAUUAUGACCAAAAUAACGACCACCCAGUAGCUAUAAAACUCGGAUCUCUUUCCUUAAGGCAGCAGAAGGCUGAUUGCUACUGUUACCAAUGUAAUGAUGAAGUAAAGGUCCCAAAAUUAGCAGAACAUUUAAAAUAUUUUGGUAUUAAUGUCGAUUCAUUCGCUGAGCAGAAUGAAAAAACUUUAACAGAAUUAAAUAUCCAGCAGAAUUUGACUUGGCAAUUCAAUAUGGAGUCUGACAAUGGUGAGCUUUUGAAGCCAAUAUUCGGGGAAAACUUGGUGGGAUUGAAAAACUUGGGAAAUUCUUGUUAUAUCAAUUCUACCUUACAAGUACUUUGUCAUCUCAAAGGUUUUGCGGAGAUUUUUUAUGGAAAAGAUAUUUUCAAUUUUGACGAUGGCGCUCUAUCCAAACCAUUUGAUGACUUAUACUUACAAAUGAUUAAGAUUUUUAAUGGACUAGUGUCGAAUAAAUAUUCCAUUCCCAACGAAGAUUCUACCGAUUCGAUAAAAUGGCAAAAGGGGCUCAGUUUGCCAAUUUUCAAGCAAUUAAUUGGGAAAUCUAAUGCAGAAUUUGCCUCACCAAACCAGCAAGAUGCGUUUGAAUUUUUGUUAUUCUUCUUAGAUCAAAUUGAAUCCUACUACUGCAAGAACGUUGGUAAAUAUAAGGAAUCUAGUUGCUUUAAAAGUAACCCAGUCAAUGCCUUGAAGUUUGUUAUUCACAAUAAAUUGUCUUUGAUUGGCACCGAGAAAUUUAAAGCCCUAAAUGAAUUGAAUCAAUACCUCUCUUUAAAUAUUGUUGAUGAGGUCGACCAUGUUGACGAAGACGGGAAAGUUCACUACAAACCAGUAGAUAUCAAUAAUGCGCUCGAAUCAUUUUUCAAAUCUGAUGAAGUUCUAGAACUUGAUGGUAAGAACUUUGCUAAAACUUCGAAGUUGGCUUCAUUGCCAGACACAUUAUUGGUACAAAUCCAAAGAGCUAAACUUGUGAACUGGAUACCAACCAAAAUCGAUGUUCCAGUGGUUAUUCCUGAUGAGACCAUUGAUUUAUCGAAGUAUACUAUAACCGGGUCGCAAAUUAAGCUUGAUGCCCAAUCCGAAAAUUUGAUAAUUGACGAGGAAGACGCACCAGAAACAUCGUCGUCAGGCGAAACAUUUCAGCCAAACCAGGAUGUUAUGAACUCACUUUUGCAAAUGGGAUUCCCUGAACCUCGUUGCGUAAAGGCAUUAUACAAUGUAUCCAACUCCUCUAACCCAGAAGACGCCAUGAACUGGUUGUUUGCCCAUAUGGAGGACGAUGAUAUCGAUGAUCCGUUGGUGAUCCCUGCAGGCGGUAAUUCUUCUGCCCAAAAUCCUAAUGAACCAACGCAAGAUGAAAUUGAUAAUCUUGUGGUUAUGGGAUUCAGCUCGAAACUUGUCAGAAAGGCUCUUAUUUUGAAUAAUAAAAAUCCUGAGGCUGCCGUGGAGUGGUUAUUCAACAACCCCACCGACGAUGGAGAGAUUCAAGCUGAUGCUUCUACCACAACUGGUGCACCAUCGUCCAAUGAUCAAGUGAAGAGUAUCCUUGAAUCCGAUGGUAUUACAGAUGAUGCAGAAGCAAACUACUUUUUAAAAGCCGUGGUUUGUCAUAAAGGCAGCUCAAUUCAUACCGGUCACUACGUGACAUUUGUUAAGCAAAUGGUCGAAGGUACACUACAAUGGGUAUUGUAUAAUGAUGAGAAAGUUGUAUUGGCCAAUGAUGGCAAAAGCUUACAUGAGAUGAAAAAGAAUGGAUACUUAUACGUAUUUGUUAAAAAGGGUGGUAAAGAUGAUAUAAAUUGA
Messenger RNA from Saccharomycopsis crataegensis, 2505 nucleotides. It is a transcript of the gene UBP14, whose product is annotated as ubiquitin-specific protease UBP14. Lineage: Eukaryota; Fungi; Ascomycota; Saccharomycetes; Ascoideales; Saccharomycopsidaceae. Gene Ontology annotation, biological process: protein deubiquitination. Gene Ontology annotation, molecular function: zinc ion binding; protein binding; cysteine-type deubiquitinase activity. The record is from RefSeq and is a predicted model, not a curated record. The transcript has a single exon. The coding region runs from base 1 to 2505 and encodes 834 amino acids.